CCGUCUGGCGCGAGCCCUCCCCCGGCGGGUCAACAACUUACGAAGAAAAAGGUCCGCAAACUCGAGCCAAUAUGAACUUUUUCCUCUCUUCAACAGACCACACCCACGUCCCCUUUCCACACACACCUUUCAACUUUUGCCGAUCUCAACGCUAGCUUGCGGCUUGAACCGUGCACUGCCCCUUUUAUCAGCGUCCUCAACGAGUUCGCAUCAACCGCGUUUUCUCACUUAUACACCUGACUUGCUUGUCCUUACCUUGAAUCAUGCCCCCCCGGACAGAAUCGAAGACCGCGUCUGAGAAACCCGCCAAAAAGACCAAGUCAUCUGGCUUCGGUGGAAGGAAGAAACUCAGCGCGUUCAACAAAUUCAUGCAAACUGAAAUGGCUCGGUUGAAGGAGGAGGAACCCGACAUGUCUCACCAAGACAGGUUCAAAUUAGCAACGUCCAACUGGAAGACAGCCAAAGAAAACCCGAGGGCUGCUACAUGAUUCCUAUAUUACUGUGACCCCCAUCGCUACGAUCGAUUACUGCUUUGCGCUUUCCUCGUUCCUUUGCCUCCUGUUUGUUUAUUGCCGCUCGCUUCCGUCGUUUACAUUUGACUGUUAAGCUGCGCCGAGUAUUAUUCAUAUCGCCUGUCAUUCUUUCUGUAGCCCUCUGAAUUCUGUGCUGUUUAGGGUCUUCGUUGUCAUUCUGUUUAGUGUUGCUACUAAUUUUCACCGUAUUCACACUGCUAGUUGACUUUGCAUCGCAAUUAUUUGUUGCUCUCC
Suillus fuscotomentosus is the source of this 767-nucleotide messenger RNA. RefSeq lists its product as uncharacterized. The transcript has 4 exons. NCBI's taxonomy places the organism in Eukaryota, Fungi, Basidiomycota, Agaricomycetes, Boletales, Suillaceae. The record is from RefSeq and is a predicted model, not a curated record. Gene Ontology annotation, biological process: multicellular organism development. Bases 264 to 488 code for a protein of 74 amino acids.